UGACCAGAGAAACUUGCUGCAGUCAAUCCCAGCAGCAUUGCGUUCCAAAAGUUAUUUACUGGGCUGAUCUCGAAUAGGUUAAAUUUGAGCCUGUAAAGUGUAAACAGAAUUAAAAAAGAAAAAGAAAAAAGUGUAAACCGAAUCAAUGGCAUGUUACGUAAAUUCUUCAAUCGUUGACUGGUUUGCGCAACAACGUGCGGGGGUUAGUAGAUAACAGAUCCAACGGUCUAAAAUCUAUCAUAUUUUCAUCUAAGGGUCAUAAAUACACACAAUUGAAUAAAAAAUAAGUUAAUUAACGGGGAGUAGCAUGUGCGUGUUACUGUUAGCCCAAGUCCAAUACAACAAAGUGGAUAAAAACCAAAAAAGUCUUUAAAGACUGUCAAGAAGAUUUCAUGUUCUUCUAUCAUUUCUCGGACAUCCAAGAAGAUUGUAAACAAGACCAAACAUGUCUGUCGUAAUAAACGCCAGGAUGGUGGCGUUUGCGGUACACGCGCUCGCCGUGGUCGCCUCGGUGAUGGUGUUUGUUUGGUCAAUAUGUUACAGAGGUGGAUUUGCGUGGGAAUCUACCAGCAAGACCCUCAUCUUCAAUCUUCAUCCUGUUUUGACUCUCACCGGCUUAGUAAUUCUGGGAGGAGAAGCAACUAUAAGUUACAAAUCGCUUCCAUUUGAGAAACGUGUGAACAAAUUGAUCCACCUUGUUCUCCACGCAAUCGCCAUUAUUCUUGGAAUCUUGGGAAUCUAUGCUGCUUUCAAGCACCAUAACGAGAAACACAUCCCAAAUCUCUAUACCAUCCAUUCUUGGGUUGGUAUUGGUGUCAUUGUCCUUUACGCUCUCCAGUGGCUGUAUAGCUUUAUUGUCUACUUCUUCCCAGGAGGAUCAUCAGCUCUCAGAAGGGACUUACUUCCGUGGCACGUUUUCCUCGGUGUCUUUGUCUAUGUUCUUGCAGUUGGAAACUCGGUUUUAGGGUUUCUUGAAAAGCUUACUUUCUUGGAAAAGUCAGGGCUUGACAAGUUUGGAUCAGAAGCGUUCCUUGUCAACUUCAUGGCUAUUAUCACUAUUCUGUUUGGUACUUUUGUGCUUCUCAUUGUUUACUCCAAGUCUCCUCCUUCGGUUGAAGAAGAUAACUAUAGCUACUCAGCUAUAUGACUAUUCAAUUUUACUUUCCUUUGAAGUUUGUUUGUUUUAGACCUAGUAAUGGUCUUCAAACUUUAAUUUCUUUAAUAAAUAAUUUUUUUCUUGUA
This is a messenger RNA of Brassica napus (rape), 1242 nucleotides long. Its product is annotated as transmembrane ascorbate ferrireductase 1-like. Bases 446 to 1147 code for a protein of 233 amino acids. Gene Ontology annotation, molecular function: oxidoreductase activity. Lineage: Eukaryota; Viridiplantae; Streptophyta; Magnoliopsida; Brassicales; Brassicaceae. The transcript has 4 exons. The record is from RefSeq and is a predicted model, not a curated record.